AUGGACGGGGACUUCGGCUACUCCGCAAGCCCCCAGGUGCGGUUCCUGGUCCGGGGGCGGGAGUUCGUGACCUCGCUCGACACCGUGACCUACCUGCCGGACUCGUACCUCUCCUGGCUGGUGGCCAACAACGCGGAGAACAUCCAGGCGGGCGCGCCCAUCACCGUGGACCGCCACCCCAAGGUCUUCCGGCGCAUGCUCGAACGAAUGAACCAACUCAAAGAAAUGCAGGUGCAGUUCCAGAGGCCCGAGUCCCCGAAGUGCAUCGACAGGAGAGGAGAAGAAGAGACGUUCGCCCCGCGGUCCGCCAUGGACCCCCGGACCUUCCCCCACAUCGACACUAGCGCGAGCUCUCUGUAUGGUGGGGCUGGCAAGAAGAACGGCAGCGGGACGGGCCCACAGGGAAGCAGGUUGGUGCAGCGGGAGUCAGCCUUUUAUGCCCCCGGCUCCCAGUUGGCGCCCUUGGUGAAUGGCGGGCAACGGCAGGCAAACACUUGGGAGGAGACGGCAGCGAUGGUUGAGGAUGCUGUGCUGGACAUCGUGGGCCUGCUGGACAGGUGCUUGCACGAAAAGAGAUUCUUCGACAAGGCUGUGUUCAUUCUGACGUGGGGCCGCAAUGGCGACCAGGCCAAGGUGCUGCAGCCGUAUGUCUGCCACCUGUUCGACAGUGUGACUGGCAAGAUGAUCGACGUCCUCAGGGCUACCAAUGGCAACACAGCCUCGGGCAGCUGGAAGGACUUCGAGAGGAUGUACGAGAAUGCUCACCUGUCGCAGGAGAUCCAGCACUAUGUCAAGGAGGGCCUCCGCAAGCUGGGGUUCAUGUGCUGCUUCACGGACCUGAAGAUAGACCCCGACAACUUCUUGCACUGGCGCUUGGCAAAAAAUGGCCACAGUGUGAAGACUCUGGACAGGGAUGUGGCGCUGAGGUGCUUGGUUGUGUCCCUGUGA
This is a messenger RNA of Ostreobium quekettii, 948 nucleotides long. NCBI's taxonomy places the organism in Eukaryota, Viridiplantae, Chlorophyta, Ulvophyceae, Bryopsidales, Ostreobiaceae. The record is from the annotation of a GenBank genome assembly.